AUAACGGCGGCGCGUGCUGCAGCGUCCGAGCGUCAAACCAGAGACAGUGAACCGGAGCCAGUUACCGGAGCCGGUGAACCGGAGCGGCGGGAUGCAGAAAGGUCUGAAGAAGUAUUUCGUGAACAUGGACGAGUUCCUGUCCAGCCUCGGUCUGUACCGGAAGAUGGUGGCACGGGACGCGUCCAGUCUGUUCAGAGCCGUGUCCGAGCAGUUGUAUUACUCUCAGAACUAUCAUCAGAAGAUUCGUCAGGAAUGUGCGAACUUCAUGAGAGCCAACACCUUCAUCUUUGAGCCGUUCGUUGAAGGAUCGUUUGAGAAAUAUUUGGAGCGUUUGGAAGAUCCCAAGGAGACAGUGGGUCAGGUGGAGAUCAAAGCUCUAUCUCGACUCUACAGGCGCUGCUUCCUGAUUUACCGUUACCCGGGGAAACCGCCGACUGUGAUCUCGGAGGAAGACUUCAUCGACAAGGUAACGCUGUGUUGCUCCAUCAAUGGUCACUAUGACAUCGUCUAUCCGAGGAGUUACCCCGCCUCCGCUGCCAUCUGUCAGUCGCUGGUGUACGAGCUGCUCUACACUCAGGUGUUCGGCUGUGAGGAGGCGGAGCUCUGCCAGGCGAUGGACGCAUUCAGGGUCGGAGUUCGUCGCUAUAGAAACAGCCCGUCGAUGUGUAGUGAUGUCGACAUCGGAUACGACACACCUGAGGACCGAAGCCACAGGGAGGAGUCAGAGUUUGGAGCUGCUGACGAGAAACACCGAAACGUGACAGAUGAUGGAAAGGUGUGUCCGGCUGAAGCCCCGCCCCCCUGCAGACUGACUCUACCGUAUAAAGUGAUGAAGUCUCUGGACGGAGACGUUUACCGAAACGUGGAGUUCGAUGUUUGGCAAGACACCUGCAAAGAGAUGCAGAAGACGGACUACAUGGUGUUUGCAGGGCGGCAGUACUUCCUGGGAGACAAGUGUCAGGUGCGUCUGGAGCCGAAGGGGAAGUACUACAACGCCUUCAUCCAGGAAGUAGGAACUCACUCGUCAGCCGUCACCGUCUUCAUCGAGGAGCUCGGAGAGAAACACCUGGUUCCUCUGACCGAUCUCAAACCAGUGAAUCCAGUUCCAGCCUGGAACGUUGCUCCGCCCACCAGGAAAGGAGACCUGGACCCGGACUCUCGGGGUCAGCGUCAUCACCGCCAUCGGUACUUCAGGAAGUCCCGGGGCAGUAGUGGGAUGAAGGGGGCGGAGCUUCUGAUGCCCCCUCCUUCCUCAUAUGGAGGCCCCGCCCCCUCCGCCCUGCCCCCCCGCUUCCAGCCAGCGGGCCAUCCUCGCCCCCCUCCUCCCCCGUCACCCGGAGCGAUGACCUACGACCCCUACGCCCCCCCGCACCACCACCACCCCACAGCCAGACCUCGCUACGGAGCCUCCAGAAGCUCCACCCGCUUCCUGAACCGCCAUCUGAUUGGUCCACAGCUGACCUAUUACCACCCUGGCAGACGGUAUUACCACGACUACGAGAACUAUGCCUUCAGGUCCCGUCGCAGCAGGAGGCAGCUAGCAGCAGCUCUGAAUAAGGAAUGUCAGUUCGGGUUUUCGGAGGCUGGAGACGAGUCAGCUGAUCUGGACGCUGCCAUCGCGUACUACCAGCUGGACGGAGCCAACGACGCCGUGUUCCCGCCACUGCCGGGUCCAGGUGUGGCUCCGCCCCCCACCAUGGGAGCCCCCCCCCCUCCAGCUGGCUCCUCCUACAGAGUCCAGAGAGGCUCAGGGCCCCUCCCCCCCGCACCUCCGCCUGGAAACACCCCCGUGUGUUCCUCCGAGGACGACCAGGAGGACACGAGUACUGUGGAGGACCAGGCUGAUUACACAGACGACUACAUCUACAGCGCUCAGGAUGAGAGCUACCAGACGUCAGGUGUCUACACCACAUCUGAGCCCUCCACCAACCAGGACGAACAGGAAGGAGGAAACACUGAGUCCCCACCAAGAGACUACAACUACACACAGCAGGUAGUGAAGCCGUUGAACGUCAUCUGUUCUUCACCUUCCUCUUCCUCCUCUUCACCCUCCUCAUCAUCAUCUCGUGUACCUGCAGCUGCUCAUCUGCAGCCAGCUGCUCACACACAACCCCGCUCAGUUGCCAUGGCGAUGCCUUCUGUCUCUCCCUGGUUGGUUAAUGAGCUGGGUGAACCUGUCUGCACCGUGGUGGCUCCGCCCCCCUACUCCUACGACCCCAACGGCAGCGACUUACCCCGAGACUGCAGAGUCCUCCAGUAUUACUUCAACCUGGGAGUUCAGUGGUACCAUCAGAGCUGCUGGCAGCAGCAGCAGACGUACCCCCCCACCUCCCAGGAGGCCACCUACCCCUACCAGCACUACCCCCCUUACCUGAGCCAGGACCCCCCCCUGCACGCUGCCCCCCCUUCCUACCACGAUGCAGGUCGAAGCCCCCAUCAGGCCCCCUCCUCCUACCCAGACUCCUCCAGGGUCGGAGACGGACAGACGGAUGGACACGGCAGCUGCCCCGCCCCCUCAAUGGAAGGCCCCUCCUCCGUCAGCCCCGCCCCUCCAGCCCCCCCCUCGUCAAUGAUGUACCAAGACCAGGCGCCCCUCCCCCCUCCCCCACUGCUGCACCUGCCGUAUGAAGCUCCACCUCCGACUGCCUACCUGUCCUCCCCCCCUCCUCUUCCUCACCCCCACGCUGCCCACCUCCCCCACCACUCCUCCUACCACCCCUGUCUGCCCCCCUCCACCCACUGGGGGGCCCUCCAGACCGGAGGCCAUGCUUCACGUGUGUACUGCCCCGCCCCCAACCCCACCCACAUGGUCGGUUACAUCACAGCCCCGCCCCCCCACCAUGCCGCCACACACUACAUCCCCCCCGCCAUCUAA
This is a messenger RNA of Scomber japonicus (chub mackerel), 2875 nucleotides long. It is a transcript of the gene alg13, whose product is annotated as ALG13 UDP-N-acetylglucosaminyltransferase subunit. The coding region runs from base 92 to 2875 and encodes 927 amino acids. Lineage: Eukaryota; Metazoa; Chordata; Actinopteri; Scombriformes; Scombridae. The record is from RefSeq and is a predicted model, not a curated record. Gene Ontology annotation, molecular function: cysteine-type deubiquitinase activity. The transcript is spliced from 25 exons. Gene Ontology annotation, biological process: protein deubiquitination.